ACGACGUCGGGGCUGCGACUUUGGAGAAUCGGUAUCCAGCGCUGAUGUCUCGUAGAGUAGAAACAUGCCGGGAAGGUUAAAGCGCACCGGAGGAACAGCGCUCAUGAAAUCUACUGAAACGUAAAUAACGGCUAUCAGUGGACGGUGACGUUUCUUCGACAUUGCGGUUUUUGCUGUACGAGGCCCCCUUUACGGAAGCUGGGCUGUCGAGUCGCAUGGACGGAUAAACAGCCGGGUUUGUUCCGAAGCAGUAUCGGCGUAGGACGGCAAGAGUGGGGUUUGGGUUCUUAAGGACGGCGUUCGUGUUUGGGAAUGUUAUCCGUACUCUCUUAUGGCAGACUGGUUGCGAGGGCUGUCCUAGGUGGACUCUCUCAAACCGAUGGUCGGGACUAUAGCCUGGUCACGGCUAGUUAUGGAUUUGGGAAAGACUUUCGUAAGGGGAUUUUGAAGAAAGGGAUGUGCUACGGGGAUGACGCCUGUUUUAUUGCUCGACACAAGACUGCUGAUGUUUUAGGGGUUGCAGAUGGUGUAGGUGGUUGGCGUGACUAUGGUGUUGACCCCUCUCAGUUCUCUGCCACACUUAUGCGGACCUGUGAGCGGUUAGUGAAGGAGGGCCGCUUCAUACCCAGCAACCCAGUGGGCAUCCUAACCUCUGGAUACUAUGAGCUCCUACAGAACAAAGUCCCACUUCUCGGGAGCAGUACAGCUUGUAUUGUCGUUCUGGAUCGACGAAGUCACCGGAUUCACACAUGUAACCUCGGUGACUCUGGCUUCCUGGUUGUGCGAGGAGGAGAAGUGAUACACCGGUCAGACGAGCAGCAGCACUAUUUCAACACCCCCUUCCAGUUGUCCAUCGCUCCUCCAGGGGCUGAAGGGGUGGUGCUUAGUGACAGCCCGGAAGCAGCUGACAGCUCCUCGUUUGAUGUACAACUUGGUGACAUCAUCCUGACUGCGACGGAUGGCCUCUUUGACAACAUGCCAGACUACAUGAUUCUGCAAGAGCUCAAAAAACUCAAGACAACCAACUAUGACAGCAUCCUGCAGACUGCACAGAGCAUUGCAAAUCAAGCUCAUGACCUAGCUUAUGACCCCAACUAUAUGUCCCCUUUUGCACAGUUUGCCUGUGACAAUGGCCUGAAUGUAAGAGGAGGGAAGCCAGAUGAUAUCACGGUGCUGCUGUCCAUUGUGGCUGAAUAUACAGACUAAAUUUGUGUCUGACUGUGUGUGCUUUUCUGGUCUGUAUUUUUUUUUCUCUUCCCUGCUGCCUGAGUCUUCCACCUGUGGCUCUCUCAAUGCACUGCUUCCUGUGGGCUGACAUGUGGAAGCCUACCAGUACAUCACACACUCCUCGGCAUGAGGCUGAAGUCCUCUCUCCUUCCUGGUUUCUUUCUCCAUUUUCUGGUGUGGGUACUGCUGAUGUAAGGCAGACACCUGGGACAUUUUAAUGGUGAAAUUGAUGCAGAAGAAUCUGGAUAGAGCAGGUCAGAGGACGCCUUUCAGUCUCCCUCACGUCUCAUUGCUUUAGGUCAGUACAUCUGGGGUUGUGUAACUGUCAGUUUUAAAGGAAAGGGCAUUUUGUUCUCACUGGCGAGAAUAAAGUUGAGGGUUUUAAGAUUCUGUCGCCUUCAUUAAAAAUGGUGAUGCUGUACAAGGAUUAAGCCAUGGUCUGGAAUCUUGAGAGAGUAGUGCUGUCUAAUGAGCCUAACCUGUAUGGAUGGGUGAUAUGCCAAAAUUUUCCUAACAGCCACCAUCAGCCCCAAAAUCAGCAACUGCUGAUACCCCCCUGCCAGCCAUUUUCAGCGAAAGCAAUCAUGGAAGAUCUCCUUGUGAAAAAAGAAUACAAAAUCCCCUAUUAUUAUUUAGCGGCAUGGUGGCACAGUGGUUAGCGCUGUCGCCUCACAGCAAGAAGGUCCUGGGUUCGAACCCCAGUGUUGUUCAAUCUUGGGAGUCAUCCCAGGUCAUCCUCUGCGUGGAGUUUGCAUGUUCUCCCCGUGUCUGCGGUGGGUUUUCUCCGGGUGCUCCGGUUUCCCCCACCAUCACAAAAAAGAAAAAAAAAGACAUGCAUGCUAGGGUUAGGGUGGCUGCCCAUUGCUCCUAGCUACACAGCUAGGAUGAGUUAAAUGCAGAGCAUAAUUUCCCCACGGGGAUCAAUUAAGUAUCUCAAAAUUAAAUCAAAAAAGAUAAAAAAUUAGGUAUUAUUUUUGUUUUAAACCAGAUUUAACCGGCAAGCCGAAGGACCUAAAUGAAGUAAUUUUCCGUCCUUGCAAAUGAGUAGGGCCGGCAAAAGAUUCUGACUGUACAUACAGUUUUUGGUUUAGUUCUCAAAUGUGAUUUAUGAAUUGACGUUGAUUUUCAGCAUCAAUCAAUUGGUCAGCAACCACUAAAGACGGCUUAAAUGGCAUUUAGUAACUGCAGUCAUUUCCCUGUUUUUUGAAAGACUUCGGAAAUCAGUGCAACCAGAGAGUACAUAUGGCCCCACUCCACCUGCCAGUUCCUAUUCACGCAUGCUUUCAGUUGCGCGUUUCAGGUUAAUUAUUUACCGAGUUGAAUUCUCAGGCCGACCGUUAAAUUAGCAAAAUAAAAGGACAAAAUCAUGCAAAUAAAUAAAUAAAUA
This is a messenger RNA of Lampris incognitus (smalleye Pacific opah), 2614 nucleotides long. RefSeq names its product protein phosphatase PTC7 homolog. The transcript has 6 exons. The record is from RefSeq and is a predicted model, not a curated record. Lineage: Eukaryota; Metazoa; Chordata; Actinopteri; Lampriformes; Lampridae. Bases 313 to 1206 code for a protein of 297 amino acids.